UACGGAAGCACCUAAUCCAAGAGUUGCUGAAGAAAUCAUUAAAAGAUGCAUUAAAAUUUGUCCAGAAUUAACAUCUGGUAAAGGUGCAGAGUCGUUGGAAAUAAAAAGGCAUGCUGUUGGAUUAAGACCUGCUAGAAAAGGUAAUAUAAGGCUUGAAUUAAAAAUUAUACCAAAAGAUGAACUUCCUCCUAACACCGGAUUUGGAAUGAGUUAUACUACAGUUACAAUCGAUGUUGAUAAAUAUUUACCAUGGCUGCUCAAUCAAUUCGUUGACGCCGGUGGUAAAUAUGAAAAGAGACAUCUUGCUAAUAUUAACGAAGCAAUGGAAGAUGAU
This is a messenger RNA of Entrophospora sp. SA101, 334 nucleotides long. The record is from the annotation of a GenBank genome assembly. NCBI's taxonomy places the organism in Eukaryota, Fungi, Glomeromycota, Glomeromycetes, Entrophosporales, Entrophosporaceae.